CGGUCCCCAAUAGAGCUCACAAAAACAUCGCGAGCGUGAGCACGCGGCUGGCCGAUUCACGCCGCGGCGCCCGCGACCGAGAGACCGAGCUUAUCGCCUCCUCGCCAUUCUUACCUCGCGUUUCUCUCUCGUUCCCCACCCUGGAUAAUGCGCGACAAGCAGCACAUGCAGAUAUAAAAGCGAACUUAACGGGGGUGCCGGAUUCAGUCGUUCGCGACACGUGUAUACGAUUUGGAUGAGACGAGGGCAAGAGGAGACCAGUCCUUCGCGGUAGCACAUCCGGAAGUCUCGGAGGAGCUCUUUGUAGCCCCUGAAAGGCGAAAGGGCGAUCUCGAGCGGGGGAGGGUCAAGAAGCGCGAAAAGAGCCCACGUCGCUCUGUUUCCUCCCUUCCCAUCCGGAUUUCAACGAUUAGCGAUUAGGAAAGAGGAGCCAUCCGUCUCGUCGACCCGUCGCGUGCUCCAAGGAUAUUAAAUCCCAAGGAUGAUCUCCACGUUGAAAACGUGCUGCGGCCGACUGUCGCAACGAUGGAUAUUCGCUAUCAUGGGAUUUUUGGCGAUCCUGAAUGCUUACACCAUGAGAAAUUGCCUCUCAAUCACUAUUACGGAGAUGACGAUUCCGAUAAAACACAAUUAUACAGAUGAUACUUGCAAGUACGAGGAGACAGAGAAUACCGAUAAGUCCAACAGUACGAUGGAUAAUCGAUACGAUUGGGAUGAACGUACACAGGGCCUCAUCCUCUCGUCCUUCUACUGGGGCUACGUCAUCACGCAUCUGCCGGGCGGGAUACUGGCCGAGAAGUUCGGCGGCAAGUACACCCUCAGUCUCGGCAUCCUCUCGACGGCGGUAUUCACCUUGCUGACGCCGGCGGUGGUUCAGUGGGGCGGGAACAUGCCUGGAACCUUCCCGGUCGGUUUGGUCGUGCUGCGGUUUCUCAUGGGCCUCGGCGAGGGCACGACCUUCCCGGCGUUGAAUGCCCUGCUGGCGCAGUGGACGCCGCCGGAGGAGAGAUCGAUGAUCGGCUCGCUGGUGUUCGCCGGCGCCCUGCUUGGUACGGUGCUCGCCAAUGUGGUGUCCGGUCUGAUCCUGCACGACAGUGAGUGGCCCGCGGUCUUUUACGUGUUCGGCAGCAUCGGCGUGCUGUGGUUCAUCGUGUUCGUGCUGAUCUGCUACAACAAUCCGUACGAACACCCGUUCAUCUCCGAGCGCGAAGUCAAGUUCCUGCACGAUCGUAUGAGCGAGCACACGCACAAGAAACCGCCGCCCUUGCCCUGGGGGCACAUGCUAAGCUCGGUGCCCCUCUGGGCCCUGGUCACCGCUCAGAUCGGCCACGACUGGGGCUUCUUCACCUUGGUCACCGAUCUGCCCAAGUACAUGAGCAGCGUGCUCAGAUACCCCAUCAAGAACAACGGCCUCGUCUCAGCGUUGCCCUACCUCAUCAUGUGGUUCUCCAGCAUAGCGACGUCCUGGCUGGCCGACUGGAUGAUCACAAAGGGUGUCAUGUCGCGCACCAACGUGCGGAAACUCGGCACCACGAUCGCCUCCAUCGGCCCGGGCAUCUUCAUCAUCGCCGCCUCCUACUCCUCGUGCGACCGAACGUUGGUAGUCGCCAUGUUCACCAUCGGCAUGGCUCUGAUGGGUACCUUCUACCCCGGGAUGAAAGUCAACGGGCUGGAUCUCAGCCCCAAUUACUCCGGCACUCUGAUGGCGAUGGUGAACGGGAUAGGCGCCUUCAGCGGUAUCAUCACGCCGUACAUCGUCGGCGAGCUGGCACCCGAGCAGACGAUGACCCAAUGGCGAAUCGUCUUCUGGAUCGUCCUGGGUGUCUUCAUCGUGACGAACAUAGUUUUCGUCAUAUUCGCCAGCGGUGAGGUUCAGUACUGGAACGACCCCAAUUUCGUCAUACAAGACCGGGAGAAGAGGCAGCAGCGUCAGAAGGAGGAAAAGACAAACAAAUCGACGGAGAAAGCAUGAAAAUGCGUUGCGCUUUUGCUCACGGUGCCCCCCCGGAGAGUGCCUGUGAACAAACGAAAAACAACCUGACUUAAUAAUCUCGUGAUCAUCGCGAGACAUCGCCCCCCUCCCCCCUCGACAGACGCACGCUCUUCAAGGUCCGCUCGUCGUUUCGCCACGACUUUCAACGAAGAUCUCACACAUCCGCGUGAAGGAGAGAUGCCCCCUGAGAAAAACGCGCGUUUUGACACCGCUCGCGCGUAUAAUCCUUGGAUAAUAAUUCACGCGUACGGCAUCAAUUGUAAAUCGCGCGCGAUGCCGGAAUGCUGCAUCUUGGAGUUCACGUCAAUCCGUAUCGCGAACGCGCUCAAUACGCUGGCUACGUUUGCGCAAGCGAACCUUUUCGUCGUGAAAGGAGAAACUGUAAAUUAAAGCCGAUAGACCAACAGCAAUUGUACAUAUUGUGUAGAGAUUAAGUAAAUGUAUAGCAUAAAUAUAAUUUAAUUGAAUAAAACACUAAAUGCGCA
Molecule: messenger RNA, 2478 nt
Organism: Wasmannia auropunctata (little fire ant)
Lineage: Eukaryota; Metazoa; Arthropoda; Insecta; Hymenoptera; Formicidae
Product: putative inorganic phosphate cotransporter
Exons: 4
Coding region: 482-1972 (496 amino acids)
Biological process (GO): monoatomic anion transport; transmembrane transport
Cellular component (GO): membrane
Molecular function (GO): transmembrane transporter activity
Source: RefSeq, a predicted model, not a curated record